AUCAAAAGCAGAGAGAAACUAGGGUUAGGGUUUAACUUGGAUUUGCGUGAUCGAUUUCGAUUCGAUCGAUUCUCUCUCGCACGAAGCAGAAACCCGAGUUCUGAAUCCAUGGCAACAACUACGACGAAGCGAAAGCCAGUGUUUGUGAAGGUGGAUCAGCUAAAACCGGGUACCAACGGUCACACGUUAACGGUGAAGGUGGUGAGUUCUAAACCGGUGAAGACGGUGAGCAACCGGGGCGGUCGAUCGUCGGUGUUGACGGCUCGCCCCUCGCGCAUCGCCGAGUGCCUCGUCGGUGACGAAACCGGAACCAUAAUCUUCACUGCACGCAAUGAACAGGUGGACCUCAUGAAGCCUGGAUCAACUUUAACUCUGCGCAAUGCGAAGAUUGACAUGUUCAAGGGAUCUAUGAGGCUAGCAGUUGAUAGAUGGGGGCGUCUUGAGGUCGCAGAAUCUGCAAAUUUUGAAGUUAAAGAGGAUAACAAUCUUUCAUUAGUUGAAUAUGAAUUAGUCAAUGUUGUUGAAGAGUAAUUUUAGCUUCUGAGAGUGAAUCUUGAGUUACCAGAGGUUCUAAUUUUUAUUUUAACCAUUGAACAUGUGGCUGCGGUGCGGUUUUCAUGUGGUACAGUCUUGCUUAAUUAGUUUUAAGAUUGCUGUGGUUAAUGCAAUUUCAGGUCAAUUUUGAAAUGUGACGAUGCUUAUUAUGCUUAAAAUGCAAAAGUAAAUAUUGUUAUAUGUUUCCU
Messenger RNA from Abrus precatorius (Indian licorice), 743 nucleotides. RefSeq lists its product as uncharacterized. Bases 109 to 531 code for a protein of 140 amino acids. The transcript is spliced from 2 exons. The record is from RefSeq and is a predicted model, not a curated record. Lineage: Eukaryota; Viridiplantae; Streptophyta; Magnoliopsida; Fabales; Fabaceae.